CACAAUGGCUACUUCUUAUUUGUUCCUCCUCUCACUAUUUCUCCUUUCACUCUUAUCUCCAUCAAUUGCAUUAACCAAGUCCCAUAUACCUAAACCCAACACCUUUGUUCUUCCCAUUACAAAAGACCCAAUUACCCUUCAAUACUUUACUAGUAUUAGCAUGGGUACCCCUGCAGUGUCCUUAGAUCUAGUCAUUGACAUAAGGGAACGUUUCCUAUGGUUUGAAUGUGACGAGUCUUACAAUUCCUCAACUUAUCACCCAACCCCAUGUGGUACAAAGAAAUGCAAGCAAUCUAGAGGCACAGAUUGCAUUAAUUGUACCAACCAUCCUCUUAAAACCGGAUGUACCAACAACACUUGCGGCGUCCAACCAUUCAACCCCUUUGGCGGUUUCUUCGUGAGUGGAGACGUAGGCGAGGAUAUCUUAUCCUCAGUACGUACCAUUGACAAUAGAGGCAUACUUACCAAAGUGCACGUGCCACGUUUCAUUUCUUCGUGUGUGUACCCAAAUAAAUUUGGCGUUCAGGGCUUUCUUGGAGGCCUGAGCAGAGGAAAAAAGGGAGUUUUAGGCCUCGCAAGAAGUCUUAUUUCUUUACCAACACAACUCGCGACUAGAUAUAAACUUGAUCGUAAAUUUACGCUUUGUUUACCUUCAAAUUCAAAAACUAAUGGGUUUGGGCUUGGGAGUCUCUUUGUUGGUGGGGGUCCAUAUCAUUUGGGCUCUCGUGGAAAUGAUGUUUCCAAAUUUCUUAACUACACCCCACUUGUUACUAACCGUCACAGCACCGGUCCUAUAUUUGAUAACUUUCCUUCAGUUGAGUACUUUAUUAAGGUGAAAUCAAUCAAAGUUGACAAUAGCAUUAUAAAUUUUGAUACCAAAUUACUUUCUAUCAACAAAUUAGGUAAUGGUGGUACAAAACUUAGCACCGUGAUUCCUCACACAAAAUUACACACUUUAAUAUACCAACCACUUUUAAGUGCUUUUGUGAAAAAAGCUGAAAUUAGAAAGAUAAAAAGAGUGAAAGCUGUUGCACCAUUUGAAGCAUGUUUUGAUUCAACAACAAUUAGCAAGGGUGUUACUGGGCCUAAUGUGCCUACAAUUGAUUUGGUCUUGAAGGGGGGUGUACAAUGGAGAAUCUAUGGUGCAAAUUCAAUGGUAAAGAUUAAUGAAAAUGUGUUGUGUCUUGGAUUUGUGGAAGUAGGUUUGGAUGAACUAUUAGAGGGUCCAUUGGAAACUUCAAUUGUUAUUGGUUCACAUCAAUUGGAGGAUAAUCUAUUGGAGUUUGAUCUAGUUUCCUCAAAACUUGGCUUUAGUUCAUCACUUCUACUCAACAAAGCAAGUUGUUCCCACUAGGGAUUUUAAGAUUUGACUUUGCGUCUUAUAUUCUAAACGUAAUGUAUGGAAAUAAUAAGUGUUCAGUUUACACUCAAUGUAAUAAUCUAUAUAUAUUUUUUAACGGUGUAGUAAUCAAUAUAUUUAUAUUAAUAUUUAUUUAUAUAAAAUUAAUACUAUU
This is a messenger RNA of Trifolium pratense (red clover), 1514 nucleotides long. RefSeq names its product probable aspartic proteinase GIP2. Bases 5 to 1354 code for a protein of 449 amino acids. The record is from RefSeq and is a predicted model, not a curated record. Lineage: Eukaryota; Viridiplantae; Streptophyta; Magnoliopsida; Fabales; Fabaceae. Gene Ontology annotation, molecular function: aspartic-type endopeptidase activity. Gene Ontology annotation, biological process: proteolysis. The transcript has a single exon.